AACGGGGUUUAAACGUGAAAUUGGGUCGGAGUGCAUCCACUGCUGCCCCGAACUAUUUCCAAGAGUAAAGGAUUUUUAAUAAUGAUGGACAUGAAACCAAAGAAUUUCUCUCUCUUGAUGAUGUCCGGAUUACAGAAAAGGUUCUAGUCCAAAGAGCUUGAAUUAGAAACAAAAUAUGUAUUUAUUUUUCAUCAUCGAGAGCGUAUCGAUGUAAUGUAUUCAUAGAUCGAUAAGCCCACCCCUGGUCUAGUUUAUUGUUUACUUUUAUAUUUUAUUUAUUUAUUUUAAUAUUUUGUACUUUGUGAACUUAUUGUGACCUAAAUUUUAAAUACAAAUUCAUAUAGUAAUCAUAGUAGUUUAUGGAAAGAUAAAUUAAAAUGAACUCCCUAAAAGUUCAUCAAAACAGCUACAAAAACUCUGAAAGUUGGACCGACGACUUGCCUGUUUGCAAAAACACUGGCAUCGGCUUUUCCACCAAUCAAAUAUACAGGGAAGACGGUCAUCCUCAAGAAGAACACCUUUACGAGGACUACAGCUCACAUUUUCGCUUCAAUGAUCAGUUUUAUUGGUACGCUGUAUUUGAUGGUCACGAAGGCAAACGAGCGGCGGACUUUUGCUCUCAAAGAAUGACUGCCGAAAUAUAUUUUUCCCAAAUAAAUGAAAAACAGUCUGAUGAAGAAAUCAGGGAAUUGCUAAGGCAGGCGUUUUUAACUGUUGAAGCUGGUUACAUGGAAAGUCUUGGAGAUUUGCUAGCUGAAAGAACUUGUCUCCAAUAUGAAAUUCCUGAUGGCUUAAGUACUUAUGAGGCAUAUCAAAAAGUUCCACAUGUUAUGGAAAAAAUAAAAAGCCUCAAUUGUGAAUUGGCAUCAGGAUCUGCUACAGCAGUAGCACUGAUUUGCAAAAACAAAUUAUUUGUAGCCAAUGUUGGAAACUGCAGAGUUUUACUAUGCCAGACUGAUGCCAAUUCGGUUUUGAAAGUUGUACAACUCAGUAUCGAUCAUGAUUUGCAAAACGAGGAUGAACUUUUAAGGCUUUCUCAGAUUGGAAUCAAUCCACAUAAUCUUAGGAACAGUUCAAGAUUAGGUAACCAAGAAAAUACAAGAUGUUUGGGUAAUUAUGCCAUUAAAGAUGGGUACAAGGACUUUGAAGAUUUAUCAAAGGCCACACAAGAACCAGUCAUCUCUGAACCAGAUGUCCAUGGUGGCAUUAUUCUAGAUGAAUCUUGUAGAUUUUUGCUUCUAAUGACUGCUGGCUUAUAUAAAUCUGUUGAAGAAUCCAUUGGUCCUGAACAAGUUAAUAGGCACAUUGCUCAGUGGGUUGUAGAACAGUUUCGCGAACAAGCUACCCUUACAGGAGUAGCUCAAGCUGUAGUGGAUAAAGUCGUCCGGCUACAUCAUGAUUGGUACAUGUCAAAUUCUUUCAAUCACUCCUGUACUCCAAAAAGGGAAGAUAUAACUUUGGUAUUGAGGAAUUUCAAUUAUCCAUUACCUAAUGCAUUAAAGUCCCCAACAAAACCAACAGUGCAAUUUAAUCCAUUGGUUAUUGCAAAUGAUAUAACAAACAGUAAUAAUUCUACUCAACAUACCCUCACCAACUUGAGCACAAUCAGUAAGACAAAUACCACAACUAGUUCGGAAGCAAAAACUGAAUCUGAAGACGAUAUUGGACCUGAUCAGAGGAUUCCUGCCUAUGUUGAUUUUGGAGAUUUCUAUAAGAAUUUUGAAGAAGCAAAGAAAAAUGGAACUUUAGCAAGUUGUUUAGAAUAAAUCUUCCUAAUGUAAAUAAUUAUUAUACUUCCAUGCCCAGAUGAAAGAAGGCUCUCAAUGUCCUUAUCAUAUUUACAAUGUGAAGUUUUUGAGAUGAUACCAAAAUCAAAAAUAUUGUUGUACUGUGAAGUGCUUCUCUCAAUAAUGUCUGCUUCACCUUUAUUAAAAAAGUCUUUGGAGAUUUGGAAGAGGAAAAAUGAAAUAAAAUGUUUUACAUAAGUACAUAAUAAAACAAAAUUUAUUCCUGUAACGCUAAGCAAUUACUUUGGUAGUUUUGCAUGGUGGAAAUGGAUUGGGGGUUGCGAAAAGAGGCAAUUUAAUUGAAUACUAACAAAGAGUGUAUGUCUUUUAGUUUGGAUAUCUGCUUCUGCUAAAUCAAUACUAAGCCCAUUCCAACUCCAAAUUUUCUUUUUUAUCUGUUUCUCACUAAGCACCACAGAUGGUUUUUCCUUUUUGAUGAUUUUAAGAUUUAUUCAUAAAUGGAGAUAGUAUUAGAUUUCAACAAAAUACAUUCAUGUUCAUCAAGAGCCAUUCUAUUAAUUCGAACUCUAACAUCUGGUACUGUUUGCCAAUAUUUUCCACAAGCCACUUUUUCUCCCGUUUCUUGAUGGUCUUGAAAACUUCCCUUAUUCCAAGUGGUUAUAAGAUUUGUUAAAAUGAAUACAACAUUGUGUUCAUUGGCGAUGUAUCGUAAAAUAUUGGCUAAAUGAUUCAGCAUGUGAUUCCGUUCUGUAACAUCUUUUGUGCCCAAAAAUAAUGAUGGUAUUGUAUGAAUUACAAUUAUAUCGGCACAUAAUUCCCCGUUUUCUAGUUGCUUUUUGAUAUUGAAUAGUUCACUUAUGAGCAUAUAUUUAUUGGAAAUAUGCUUGACUGAGAUGUUCUUUAAUAGGUUCCAACAUUCUUCCUGAAAUUUAAAUAGUAUGUCAUUUGGAAAAUGC
Molecule: messenger RNA, 2704 nt
Organism: Ceutorhynchus assimilis (cabbage seed weevil)
Lineage: Eukaryota; Metazoa; Arthropoda; Insecta; Coleoptera; Curculionidae
Source: the annotation of a GenBank genome assembly